AUGGAUGGGUCCCACAUUUCUACUGUUCCCCCCUUUGAACUGCAACCUACAUUGUCUACGGAUAUAAUUCAGAGCUUGACAACAUCGUUUGACGAUGGUAAUAAUAACAGAUUGUCAGAAUCGUGGGAUGUUUUAUCAUUCAUCAUUGGAGCAAUACAAAGUGCCGGUCGGUUCGGCAAGUUAAUUAAUGACCACCCGACAAGCCUUGAUGGAGCCAGCCGAAGUCCCGAGGCCGGCCAAUUCUGUGGUGGAGACAUUGGGGGCGGCAUGAGUGACAGUUAUAUACGCAUGGCCGGGUAA
Molecule: messenger RNA, 300 nt
Organism: Paracoccidioides lutzii Pb01
Exons: 2
Coding region: 1-300 (99 amino acids)
Source: RefSeq, a predicted model, not a curated record